AUGACCGAGUCUGCCACGUCAGCGUCUUCGCCAGAGGCGGCCACAUACCCUUCAGCAUACACCCCUCAUGCCGCGGCUCGUCCAUCAACGUAUAGUAGCUGGGGCGGCGCGUUGCACGGCAGAGCGGCUAGUUUUGACUUCGUCGCUGUACCUAGUAGCGGGCGGCACACGUCAGCAUCGAAGAAAUCCAACGUGGCUUUCGUGAGCCACCAGAAGCAGCCAUCGGAGCAGUUUGAUUCGCUAACCGCCGCUCGAUUGUGGCUCCAUUCUCCUUCGCUCGCCUCUAAUGAAAGCGCUUUCGCAACUCCUUCUGCCGCCGCAUCUCCCGCUGUAUCAUCCCGCAGCGCAUUCCCGAGUCGCCCCGAUUCGCCGCAGAAAACGGCGCCGCGCGCAUUAUCCCCAGAAACGCCGACAAUGCCGCAGCGGGCCCGCGCCGCGAAAAGCACGGUUACAUCAGCGAUGCCGCCCUCGAGAAGCGAGAAAAGCGCCGACAACACCGCUCCUGCCGCCGUUUCCCGCGCCGGCGGCGUCUGCCGGCCGCGGCCCUCGCCGAGUCGGCGGACGGCACUCGGGAUCGCCGACCUAAUGGCCCUCCAGGCCGGUAGGUCUAAAGUCGGCGGCGACGGCCGCGGCUCGGGCACCGCGGCUCGAACGAGAUCGACCCCAGCGGCGACAGCGGAGGCCGCUGCUGUUCAGCCCGGAUCUGCGCCGCGUCCGACGGCUUCGCCGCCUGCGAUGAUUGCGCCGCCCGCGCGCUUGCCGCCGCAGAGUGAGGCACCGUUCUGUUUCCCCUCAAUCAGCCAAAUCAACGGCGCCAAUUCUUCGCUUUCUGUGUUUCCUCCCUCCGCGUUUUCCGGUACGGACGCGCAAUUUGCGCUGCGCAAAAGCCCCCCGCAUGCUAAUCCACGCGGAAGCGCUGCGAUGAGGUUCCCCCGGUCCAUGUCAGACGGGCACGCUGUGCCACGUGGCAGCAGCAGAGCAAAGCCCGCUUUCCCGAUAGUCGCACGAGCUGAGACAGACGAUGCGACUGAACCUUCGGAGUCGGAUUGCGGCAGCGCCGGUUUGCCGAGCCUGCACCAAGCCUGUGCGUCUGGUUCGGCAGUGGUGGAGAACCGCGGGGCCGCACGGGUCGGGAGGAAGUCGAGGCUCGGGCAGGGAUGGGAUGGGAGCGGCAGCAACAGCAGCAGCAGGGACUCUAGCCCCUCUGGCAGCAUCGACAUGGCGAAAUGUGAUAAUAAUGAGUGUUCCGAAAACAACGACGAGGAAGCAGCUGCCCAAUCGCGUGGGGGCGCGGGAAUGGCGGGUGCGGGAAUGGCGGGCGCGGGAAUGGCCCUUCCCCCUUAUCCCCGCGCGUGUCUUCCCCCUGUGGUCCCUCCCCCUUGUUCAACCGCCAUCCUUCCCCCCUCUCCCCCUGCAUGCCUCCGCCAGUCUCCCCCUGGGGCCCUUCCCCUCUCUCCCCGCGCGCUUCCCCCCUCUCCCCUCGUCGCCCUUCCCCACUCUCCCCUAGAGGCCCUUCCCCCCUUUCCCCCAGAGGAUUCUCCCCCUUGUCCCCACGCCGCCAGUCCCCUCUUUCCCCCCGUGUGGUGGCCCCGCGCCCUUCCCCCUUGCACACUGCCUCUGGCCUUAGUUCACUGA
This is a messenger RNA of Closterium sp. Naga37s-1, 1635 nucleotides long. The record is from the annotation of a GenBank genome assembly. NCBI's taxonomy places the organism in Eukaryota, Viridiplantae, Streptophyta, Zygnematophyceae, Desmidiales, Closteriaceae.